Molecule: messenger RNA, 1547 nt
Organism: Rhizophagus irregularis DAOM 181602=DAOM 197198
Lineage: Eukaryota; Fungi; Glomeromycota; Glomeromycetes; Glomerales; Glomeraceae
Biological process (GO): mRNA splice site recognition
Cellular component (GO): cytosol
Molecular function (GO): mRNA binding
Source: RefSeq, a predicted model, not a curated record
GAAAAACAUAGCACCUGAUGUGUUAUGAUUCAUGACGUUAAAUUGUUUUUUUAAGAUGCGGAUUUUUUUUCAAUUUGUUAAAAAAAAACCAUUUUUUCGUGAAGGUCUCAGAUUUGGAUAACGAGGUUUUAACGUGCCUUCACUUUCAAUUAACUACUCAAGUGUUUCGAGCUUUCUUUUUACUCUUUUAAAAAACCUCUCAUACUUUCUUUCUUACGAAAAUGGCCUAUCAAUAUGAUCAAUAUCAACAACAGCCACCUUACGGAGGCGGUGCAGAAAACAAAACUACACUAUGGAUGGGUGAGCUUGAACCGUGGAUGGACGAAAGUUACAUAAGACAGAUUUGGUAUCAGCUUGGCGAAAAUGUAAAUGUAAAAUUCAUUAGGGAUAAGUUCACAGGAGCAAAUGCUGGAUAUUGCUUUGUGGAUUUCGUGAGUAACGCGGCCGCGGUCAAAGCUUUAAAUACAGUAAAUGGAACGCCAAUCCCCGGUACUAAUCGAUUAUUUAAAUUAAAUUGGGCAUCUGGAGGUGGAUUAACUGACAGAAAGGAUGAUCGUGGUCCCGAGUUUUCGAUUUUUGUUGGUGAUUUAGGACCUGAAGUAACUGAAUGGAUGUUGGUGUCUGUUUUUCAACAAAGGUAUACCACUUGCAAGUCUGCUAAAAUCAUGACUGAUCCUAUGACUGGCAUGUCUCGUGGAUAUGGUUUUGUUAGAUUUGGUGAUGAAUCUGAACAACAACGUGCUCUUGUAGAAAUGCAAGGUGCAUUUUGUGGUAAUCGGCAAAUGCGAAUUUCCACGGCGACACCAAAAAACAAAGCCGGCAUCCAAGGAAAUUAUUAUCAACAACCUACUCAACAGAAUACUGUCUUGAAUCAAUAUAACGAUCCGAAUAACACUACAGUUUUCGUCGGCGGAUUAUCGGGCGUUAAUAGCGAAGAAGAAUUAAGAAGUUAUUUUCAAGGUUUUGGUGAGAUUACUUAUGUAAAAAUACCUCCUGGUAAAGGUUGUGGUUUUGUGCAAUUUGUUCAUAGACAAAGUGCCGAAAUGGCAAUUAAUCAGAUGCAACAUUACCCAAUUGGCAAUUCUAGAGUACGUUUAUCCUGGGGUAGAUCUCAAACUGAUAAGACUACUAUCGGCGCUUAUCGUAGUCCACAACAAACAAGCCCAUAUAAUUCCAUCGGAGGUAUGACACCAACAUCAGGUUACAGCGCUUAUGCUCCAGCAACACCCGUUGCCACUACGCCGGUGACUCCGAUCCAACCUCAAAGUUCAACACCGCCCUUAGACUCUUUGGACCCGGUCCCCGUUCAGCGUUUAAAUGAAAUCUUUAUUUCCAAGCAAGAAGCAGUGAUUGAACGAAUGGAAUCAGAAUCUAAUUGGAUCGGAAUUUAUGCUCAAUAAUUUUAGAAUUGGAGAUUUUUAACUCAAAAAUUAAAAUAAUAAUAUAUAUAUAUAUAUAAACAAAAAUUUUAUAUGUGUAACAUAUGUUUCAUUUUGUAAAGAAUUUCAUUUUUUCUAUAAAUUUUCAAAAUUAAUAAUAAUUGAUUG